Molecule: messenger RNA, 543 nt
Organism: Centruroides sculpturatus (bark scorpion)
Lineage: Eukaryota; Metazoa; Arthropoda; Arachnida; Scorpiones; Buthidae
Exons: 4
Coding region: 62-388 (108 amino acids)
Source: RefSeq, a predicted model, not a curated record
AUUUAUAAAUCACAUUACUUAAGAAACAAUUUAAUCUAGUACAAAAUUUAACAACUGAGAAAUGAGGAAAGUUAUAUAUAUCUUCAUAAUUAUUUGCAUUUAUAAUGUUACCAGUAAAUCAAUGAAAUAUGUGGUAAAUCGUAACGAUUUUCAGGACAUUUCUGGUUCCGGUUAUGAUUAUGUUUGGGACGAUGAAGAUUAUAAUGGUAUUUCGGGUGAUUAUUCGGGAGUUGCUCCAAAUUUUGUAAAGGAUGGUAAGAACAUUUACGAAAUCAACACUUUAGAUAAGAACAAACUACCUCCUAGCUACGAAAUUAUAAGGAAAAAUUCUAUUUCGUAUAAUGUUGCUGCAGAUAAUAGUGAACGUACAAUAAUAAAAAUGAAUUGAAGUUAAAGCUUCAUUUUAAAAAAUGCUAUUGGUGAUGAACCCGAAUAUAAUAUUUUUCUCAUGUUUUAAUAUAUUUAUACUUUACUUCAGUAGAAAUGAAAUAUAAAUAAUAUUUUUAUGAAUCGUAUCCAGUUGAAUUUAUAUUUAUAUAAUCU